CCAGACGUUGGAAUCGUUCAUACAACAGCCAGAGCCUGCCUGUUCAUUGAGAAAUCUCUCUCUUUACCAACAUUUACCUCCUUUGAGGUGUAUUUGGCGUGAAGCAUCCAGCAGAACUUCUGUUCAGGAAUGAUCAAUUGAUUGGAAGUCGUCCACCCGUCUGACGAGUACAUUUAUGGCAUAAAUCUCAGACAAAUGGAUUCCAUCACAGCAGAAAAUAUUUCCAGUGGUAUGACUACCUGGAAGCUUGGAAUCAAUCAGUCUUUUUCACACAACACAUCAGAAAACAGCAGCAGCUCUACUUGUAUUAUUUUGGAUGCCUGGGAUUGGUUAUAUACAUUUCAGCCUAUGUUCCUCUGGGUCAUUUUUGUCCUAGGAGUGUUAGAGAAUGGCUUCGUCCUCAGCGUUUUGUGUUUCCACAAAAGUCGCUGCACGGUGGCUGAAAUUUACCUGGCAAAUCUGGCAGUUGCUGACUUGAUGUUAGUUUGCGGUUUACCUUUCUGGGCCAUUAAUAUCGCUAAUCAGUUUAAGUGGCCUUUUGGCACUUUCCUUUGCAAGGCUGUCAAUGCAAUCAUUUACAUGAACUUAUAUUCUAGCAUUUAUUUUUUGAUGAUGGUGAGCAUCGAUCGUUACCUGGCCCUGGUGAAAACCAUGUCUCUUGGACGUAUGCGACGAGGUACAUGGGCCAAAUGGAACAGUCUUAUCAUCUGGGUGUCUGCAUUGCUCAUAUGUUCUCCUGUUCUAGUGUUCAGGUCUGUCAGUUAUGUGGAAGAAAUCAAGGGCAGAGCCUGCAUUCUUCAUUAUCCAUCCACACACUGGACAAUUGCAACACACAUUUUGCUGAAUACUGUGGGCUUUUUGAUCCCACUCUGUGUAAUUACCUAUUGUACUAUUCAAAUAAUCAAAGCCUUACGAGAAAACAAAGUACAAAGACUCACAGAAAUCCAGACUGAGAAGAGAGCCACCAUCUUGGUCCUUGCUGUCCUUUUGCUGUUUAUCAUUUGCUGGCUUCCUUUCCAGACCACCACAUUCAUUGACAUACUAAUUCAGGUAGGCAUCUUUUCUGACUGCAUUACUAAAGAGAUCAGUGACUUGGUGGCCCAGGUAGCUACAUACUGUGCUUAUAGCAACAGCUGCCUUAACCCGGUAUUGUAUGUCAUUGUAGGCAAGCAUUUCAGAAAGAAAUCCAGGGAACUCUACAAAUGCUGCCUGCCUAGGAUAUGCAACAAAUCAGAGUCCAUCCGGAUGGAGAAUUCUUUGGACACUCUGAGAACGUCCAUUUCGAUUGAACGCCCAAAGAAAAACUCUGCUUUUUCAUUAGCACGAUAGCACAGUUUUGUUUAUUGCAAAGUUACAAGAAAACUUUUCAAUAUAUCAGUGCGUAAACUGUUCUUAAUAUCCAUCUUUUAUGGCACCCCAUUGUGUGCCCUGGUUGCAUUCAUUAUGCAUGAAAGCUUGGGGAGCUGAUCUCAGUACAAAACUCCAUGUAGACACCUAUAUCUACCAGCUAAUGGACAACAUUUUUCAUGACUGAAUCACAUUUCAUGAUAUAUUUAUAUAUUCAUGGCUGAAGUAUAUUUGACACACUAUCAUUUUAAAUAUUUAUAUUGCUAAUGAAGAUAAGUGUCUGAUGUCAGAAUAUAGUUCUCUAAGUAAAGCCAUGUUAUAACAGCUACCGUCAGUAUUAUGAAGCUAACCACAGUACCCAUACAUUUGAAAUAAUACAUUUUUAAUAAAAGGAACAUUUUCAAAUGAGACUAUAGUGAAUGGAAGGUCUUAUAGGAUCAUUAAGAUCCUAGAAUAUCAUGGUUCAAAGGGACCUCAGGAGAUCAUGUAGUCCAACCCCCUGCUAAAGGCAGGACCAAUCUUCAGACAGAUUGUUGCUGCAGAUCCCUAAAUGGCCCCCUCAAGGAUUAAGCUCACAACCCUGGCUUUAGCAGGCCACUGAGCUAUCCCUCCCCCCUUUCAAUUUAAAUUGAUGUUUAGUGUCCACAAUAUUUUCCCCCUUUGGCCAAUAAGGUGUUCCAAAUGCCCCAAUCCAAAAAUUGCUGUUUACGUGACUGCUAGGUUAUACCUUUUGGAAAUUGCUCUGACUUUGGUGGGGUGGAAUGGAAUGGAAUGUAACCCUCUAUUCCCUAGAGUGGUACAAUUUCUAGUCGUUUACAUCUGUGUAGCCGCCAGCAACAAGGGGUUGCACAGGUGUCACUGAAAGCACAAUUUGGGUGAAUGAAUGUAGUUGACAAUGUAGAAUGUAAGCUGUUCAGGAGCAAAGACCUGUAUUUUAUACCUGCCUGUAAAGAAUAAUUCACAUCUGUGGUGCUGUAUAAUUAAUACACGAGAAUACAGAUUAGACAUACAUGGGGCAUACUCAUAAAAAAUUAAAAACAGAAGUAUAAUGGAGAAAACCAUACAAUGACUGAAAUCAAACUGAUGGUCGUGGAAGAUCUGAAUGAUUAAGGAAUGCAUGAGCACAUUCUUUAUCAUGUAAAAUAGGCGAUAUCCACACUGUUGAGUUAACUUAGCUACGUGAGUUAACUUCUCAUGAGUAAGCCUAGCUCAGGUGAGAGCAGCCACACUGCAAAAUGAGUCUGGAGCUGCGCAGAGUGAUUGUGUUAGCAGCUGCUGGAUUGUGCUAACACUGGAGAUGAGUGCUCAGCGCUUUACAGAACUGGGCUCUGGACAUUAGAGUACAGCUGAAGUCAAUUGAUGACACUCAGCCUUUUUCAGUAAGUGCUCAACAGCUUGCAGGCUCAAGCCCUUAUGCAGUAGCAAAUGUUAUUUACUCAUAGGGAGUAAAGAUGCAUAUUAUGAAAAGCAUAAGUAGAGUGGCCCUAAAUUACAGUGAAAGUAGAGCAGGUCCAAAAUUUUCUGAUGGAAAGCUUUUCCCUCAGAAUAUGCCUUUAAAAAAAAAAAACAAAACAAAUGUAAAACAUGCUGUGGGAAUAUGUCAAUUUUGACAAAAUUUCAUUAAAAAAAAUUUAAACUGUUUCAAGAAGGGUGCAAUGCAAUAUUUUCAAUUUUUUG
Gopherus flavomarginatus (Mexican gopher tortoise) is the source of this 3024-nucleotide messenger RNA. Its product is annotated as B2 bradykinin receptor-like. Bases 196 to 1329 code for a protein of 377 amino acids. The record is from RefSeq and is a predicted model, not a curated record. Gene Ontology annotation, biological process: neutrophil chemotaxis; immune response; smooth muscle contraction. NCBI's taxonomy places the organism in Eukaryota, Metazoa, Chordata, Testudines, Testudinidae. The transcript is spliced from 3 exons. Gene Ontology annotation, cellular component: membrane. Gene Ontology annotation, molecular function: bradykinin receptor activity.